AUGGCCCUAAACAGCACGUUCAAUCAAGGCGACCUUUCAAUACAAGAAUGUAAGACUGGCGAAAUGAGCGUCGACGGCUCGCUAAUUGACAAGGAGUCACCGCCAAACUUUGUCACACACAGAAAAGGGACAAGUACUGAAAUACAGGAAUUAAGAUCAGAAUUGAAAGCAUUUCAAACAAGCAUCGUUUCUACUCUCGAAAGUUGGUUCACUCGGCAAGAUGAAAAUUUCUCAAAACUUAUAGACGACAUGAAUGAAAUGAAGACCUCUAUUCAGUUCAUCAGAGAUAAAUAUGAAGAUUUGAAUACUAAAACUGAGGACAUUGCGAGGCGAGUUACUAUCCUGGAAUCCACGACUGCUCAGGCUAACUCCUCGAGUAUCGCACACCUGGAAGCCAAGAUAGACAUCAUGGAGCAGCAGGCACGUCAAUGUAACCUUGAAAUAACCAACAUACCGGAGAAACGCGGGGAAAAUCUUGCGUCCAUGCUUGAAGACAUAGCUACUCUUGUGAAGGAAACCAUACACAAGCACGACAUAGUAGCGAUUCAUCGCGUUCCACACGCCUCCCCUGCCUCACAGCGUCCGAAAAAUAUUAUAGUGAAGUUCACAAGCCGUCUAAAACGUGACAGUUUGAUAUCAGCUGUCCGCCUGCACAAGGGAAUAACUACGGAGCAGCUGAACAUCUCUGGCCCACCGCACAAAGUCUUCAUCAAUGAACAUCUUACCCUGAGAAACAAAAACUUGUUCCGGCAAGCGCGAGAAGCGGCGAAACAACACAGUUUUCGAUUCGUGUGGGUGAAGCAUGGGAGCAUACUUGUGAGACGUAGUGAAACCUCCCCGAUAUUCUCCAUCCGCUGCGAAAGUGACUUAGUGAAAAUCACUUCUACGGCCAAAUGA
Messenger RNA from Ostrinia nubilalis (European corn borer), 897 nucleotides. RefSeq lists its product as uncharacterized. Gene Ontology annotation, cellular component: ribonucleoprotein complex. Lineage: Eukaryota; Metazoa; Arthropoda; Insecta; Lepidoptera; Crambidae. The transcript has a single exon. Bases 1 to 897 code for a protein of 298 amino acids. Gene Ontology annotation, biological process: retrotransposition. Gene Ontology annotation, molecular function: single-stranded RNA binding. The record is from RefSeq and is a predicted model, not a curated record.